Molecule: messenger RNA, 1036 nt
Organism: Pararge aegeria (speckled wood butterfly)
Lineage: Eukaryota; Metazoa; Arthropoda; Insecta; Lepidoptera; Nymphalidae
Exons: 3
Coding region: 74-1036 (320 amino acids)
Source: RefSeq, a predicted model, not a curated record
UUUCGCGCGGUGCCUCAUAGUAUUUAGUACAGUUUAAUUGUGGAUUAAUUUAUUAAAAUUCAUUCAAUUCAUCAUGGAUUGCAGGACACUGGUCUAUUUUGUACUACUUCAUUGUUCAAUCAAUGCGCUACCUUACGAAAGGGACUCACACGAAAGCGGAAAAUUUACCGUGCACUUUGGCGAUGACGACAAACACUUAGCCCUAGAUGACCAAGCACAACAUAACACAUUUGAAUUAGAUAAACAUAUUGAAGAUGAAGACAAAGAAAUAUUUUUAAACGAAGAACAAAACCAAGAAUCAAGUUUAGAAACAAAUAUUGAAAACGAAGAUACAGAAACAUUAUUAGACGACCAAGAAAAAGUAAAAACAAUAGAUUUUGAAAGAAAUACUAAGGAUGAAGACGAAGAAAUACAUUUCGAUUUCGACCAUGCCAAAGAUACUGAAAAAAUAGUUUCAGAUCAACAACAAAAACAAAAAUCACUAGAUUUCGAAAAAAAUACUGAAGAUGAAGACAAUGAUACAUUUUUAGAUAAACAAUUUAAAAAGGAAGCAUUAGAAUAUGAAAAAAAAGUUGUCACGGAUAAAGCGAAACCAGCGAAUUACGCUGUGACCGAGUUAGUAAUUGAUGUACCAGAUGAUAGGACUAAAGGACCUAUCAUAGCAAAUUAUUCAAUUUCAAAACCUAUUAACAUAGCUUCUACAACAGUUUCUACAGCAGGGUUUGACAAAGAUAAAAACAGUAAUGAAGGAAAUCAAAAUACAGCUAGUAGUGGUAGCGAUGGAAACAAAGUGGUAGAUCCGGAUGAAAACGAAGACAGCACAGGUAUCAAAGAGUACUUUAAUGGUAUCAAGCAAGGGAUAGUCAACGGAUUCAAUAGUAUCAUACACAAAAACAGUAACACUGAAGAGAGUCAUACGCACGAUGGGGAGACCGAACCAUUUAGUUUUUUCAAUAAAAUACAAAGAAAAGGCUCUGAUUUCGCUCAAAAAAUUCACAACCAUAUUUUUGGUGAUCACAAACAAGAUCACUUUUAG